Messenger RNA from Eriocheir sinensis (Chinese mitten crab), 5309 nucleotides. Its product is annotated as irregular chiasm C-roughest protein-like. Gene Ontology annotation, biological process: cell-cell adhesion. Bases 570 to 3116 code for a protein of 848 amino acids. The record is from RefSeq and is a predicted model, not a curated record. The transcript has 13 exons. Gene Ontology annotation, molecular function: cell adhesion molecule binding. Gene Ontology annotation, cellular component: cell-cell junction. NCBI's taxonomy places the organism in Eukaryota, Metazoa, Arthropoda, Malacostraca, Decapoda, Varunidae.
GGAGUAGUGCUGCGCUGUGCUCGCCAGGCGAGGCCACAAACCCCGCCCCCCCUCCUUAGUGUAUCUGUGACCAUCGAGGAGGGAGGACGUGACCCGCUCGCUCCUGACUCGCUCUCUCCUUACCUGUCCGCGGCCCGCGCUCACAGCAAGGGGAAGCUUGAGUCUCGUGUGCGAUUUUGUGUUUCCAGCAUCUCACAGCCACACACCAGAUUGUCAUAGUGUCUUGAGAACCGUUUGCUAUCGAGUUUAACAAUGAAAUCAAGACGCAAAUAUGUUUAGUGGCACGUGUAUUACUACGGUCUCAAGUGGAAAGCUCUUGGCGAUGAAAAGAAAGACUAUGAAACCCAGCUGUAUGUCAUAACCCAGGAGCCACUGAAGUGUUCAGGAGGUGAACGGAGGAGAUAAUAACAAGAAACCUGGAAAUUAUAUCCAUCGCUCACUAGUAUAGCGAGUGUGGAACAAGUGGACAGGUGGAGUGGCUCAGAAUCCGGGAAAGUACUUCUGGGAGCGGCAGUGAUAUGUUUUUGAUAUAAGUGAAGCGCAGAACGAAGCGACGAGGAUUUGCUUGAAUGGUUGCUUCAGUUCGCCGCCUCAGCCUCGUCGAUCAGUCCAAGAUGUCCAGCGCGCGUGACCGGCGAGACGGGGGUCGGCUGGACUGGAGGGGGGCGGCGGGGAGGAAUAACUACUCCAUGUCCCUGCUCCUGCUUCCACUCCUGUUCCUGAGCGCGGCGGGCAGUGGGCUGAGGCAGAGAUUCGCCAACCAGCCUUCGCCGCAGACCGCCGUGAUCGGGUCAACGGUGGUGCUGCCGUGUCGCAUCAUCAACAAGGUCGGACAGCUGCAGUGGACGCGAGACGACUUCGGCCUCGGCAACGAACGGGAGUUGUAUGCCUUCAAGCGGUACACGAUGAUUGGGUCUGACGAGGAAGGGGACUUCAGCCUACGCAUCAGCCCCGUCACGCUUGAGGAUGACUCGUACUUCCAAUGUCAAGUCACGGGGUGGAAGGAUAUCCCCGGCGUGAGGUCCCAGACGGCCAAGCUGACGGUCUAUGUCCCCCCGGAGCCGCCAGAGAUCACGCAAGGCCCAGUCGUCACCACCACAGCAGGGGCGGGCGUCCAGCUGACCUGCAUAUCCAAGGGAGGAAAGCCAGCAGCCGAGAUUCAAUGGCUGGACGGCUCGGGGCGGGAGGUGACGGAGGGGAUCGAGUACUCCACGGAGCUGAUGUCGGACGAGCACCGCCGCAACGCCAAGUCCACCCUCAGCUUCCUUGCCAAGCGGGAGCACCACAACACCGUGUUCACCUGCACCGCCUCCAACCCCGCCCUCCACCAGCCCUUCAGAACGCAGGUGCGGCUGGAGGUGAGUUACCCGCCCGAGGUGACCAUCACGCACGACCAGGACGGCUACAUGGAGGGCCAGACCGCCACCCUCACCUGCUCCGCGUCAGGCAACCCUUCGGUGCUCUCCUACAGGUGGUACCGCAACGGGAAGCUGGUGGAGGGGAACAACUCGACGCAGCUGAAGGUGAAGCAGGUGACGCGGGACAGCAACCUGGAGGACAUCACGUGCGAGGUGUCCAACGAGGUGGGCACGUCGCGGAAGAUCACCAGGCUCUCCAUACACUACGGUCCUUCCUUCCGCGCGCCUCCCAGCGACCAGUACGCCGAGCUCGGGGAGAACGUGACCCUAAGCUGCCAGGUGGACUCCAUGCCGGACCCCACCAUCGUGUGGAUCAACCAGCAGACGCAGACGGUGGCGGGCACGGGCUCGGAGCUGCGCGUGUCCGUCUCCAAGGCCACCGUGGGCGUGUACCAGUGCAUUGCUAAGGUGGAGGGCUUCCCGGAGAUCUCAGACACCGUGGGAGUGUUCCUCAAGGGUCCCCCGCAUGUGCGCUCCGAGAGGAUCCAGUGGGGCAAGGUUGGGGACACGGUGCUGGUGGAGUGCCUCAUCACCUCCGCCUCCGCGCGCUCCGUUACCGUCACCUGGAGCCACAACGGACAGGAGGUCGACUUAGAUGAAGGCAGGUUCGAAGUGACGGAGGAUGUUACGGCCCAGGGCUUGCGUCACACCCUUGUCGUGCACAAGGCCCAGGCGAAAGACUUUGGACCGUACAACUGCUCCGUCCAGAAUGCCUUUGGGUCUGACGUCUUCGAGAUCAUCCUCAACAAAAAGAAGACCCUGCCACUGCUCCUCAUCUUGUGUGGAGUCACGGGAGGCAUAGUCUUCGUGUUGGUGGCGGCGCUGGUGGUCAUCAUGUGCGCAAAGAAGUCCGCCGCUAAACAGAAAGACACGAAGACCGGCGGAGGGCUACCGGAGAAGACCGUGGCGCUGCAGAUGACCGACCAAAACUCAACCGCCAACGAGUCAGACCUGAAGGUGGAGCUGGACCAGCGGACGGGGUCUUCCAUGAGCAACAAGGAAGGUGACCUGGACGGAUGGGGGGGAGGGGAGAAGGAAGGGGAGCAUCCAGCCACCCCCAACUACCUCACCUCCACCAACUCGUACCUCUACCCGGAAACCUUCACUGGCAUCCCCCUCAAGAUUAACGGUCACCUGAACAGUAACGGAAGUGGUCUGUCGUACGGCAACUACGCUGACCACACCACCAUGGCGACCACCACCCAGCAACAGCAGCAACAGCAACAGCAACAACAGCAGCAGCAGCCACAGGCACAGCAGGCACAGCAGCAGCAGCAGCAGCAGCAGCAGCAGCCCUCCUCUCCCUCCAGCGGCUACCUCCUGGGUGGAAACAACAUCACUCCUAGCGGGGGCGUGAGUGUGGGCGGCUCGGGCUUCACGCACACGCCACCGGGCCUCGUCACCUCUAGCCAACACAACUUGUACACCGGCUACGGCGAGUAUGAUGCAGGCCGGGACGCGCCUGACGGAGUGCAUGGCUUCUCGCCGGGGUAUAACAACGGCUUCACCAACCACAGCUUCAAGACCUCCUCCGGUACCCUCCCUCUCUCCCUCCACGUCAACUCAAGAGGGAACGGCGGCGUGACUGCCAACGCCACUUCCACCAUUCCUCGGCUUGGCAUCCCAGUGGACCCGAGUCAGUACAUAGUGCCCCCACGAACCCAGGUGUUGCAAGGUGCGCUAGCCACACACGUCUGAUCCACGGAUCGCCCUGGUCAAGCCUCACCUUGUUAUUACUGAGCAGCCGGAGAGCGUCGGGCUGAGCCACAUUUGGAGAAGCGACAACAUGCUGUGCGGAAGCUUCGGCCGUAGUGAGUGUCCCGGCGGCGUGCUGUGCCGUGUACAUAUCUAGGGUCCAAUAUAGGCUUUGUAUACUCGAGUGUGUGAGCAUGACUCGCGCCGGCCAGGACAGGCGCCCCACCCUGCUGCCCCGGCCACGACCCUUGGCGGGGCCUGUGGACGAGGGGAGGAGCGCGCCCCCCGCAAGCCUUCCACUGCAAGACUACGGCAAGACGGAGAUUAGAGAAGCGUUCCUACUGUGGUGCAAUAGUCGUAAGAUUAAGUCGAUGUACUAAAGUGUGAAAUGUUUUUUUUCUUAGAAACAUACCGAGAAUGCUGUUCUCUGUUCUCCAUAAAGUUUGAACAUUUGAAAAAGCUCGUCAGAGUAGAAGGUGAUAUUUUCCAUGUAUAGAAAAAGUUCUCCUUAUAUACACAUACACACACAUAUGACCCAGGAAUCUUACAUUAUAUUAAUAUAUUGCUGGGAAUAUAUUUUACAUUCAAGCGAUCCCCCAAUCCAAUGUACCGUAGAGCUGUAGUGGCCGCGGGGCUCCUCGAUACCCAAGCCCGAGUCCCUCCCCGGCCGGCGGAGCGGGAACGAGUGCGGGCGAUCGGCUGCAACACACGGAGAGUCAGGCCUUCAGAGUGGCUCUUGAAGCUGGCCCAUAAUCAAGCGGGAGUUGCAGUCAAGCUUUCAUGCAGCUUCAAAAUUCGACCUUGUGGCAAGUAGCGAGUUGUGAGGAGGCAGGGGCGGCCCGGCGCCGUGCGCUGCCGCCCCUGUACGCCCCUCCUAGCCUUGCCGUGCUGCAGGGGAACAGUAUCUUGCACGUAUUGGUUCCGCCAUAAUUCGAGUCUCAGGGAAGCAAAAAUAUUGCUACAAAUUUGGGAGAGGGUAACCUUAGCUCACAACGCUUAUGGAGAAUACAGCCGAGGGGUUAAAGAAACAGUAAACAAGCAGCUCUCCAGCGAUCUUCAUCUGGCCCGCUUGAAUUUCUGGCGUGUAGUCCUUCACCCCCCCCCCCUUCCGAGGAGCACCAGACCCCGCGACCGCUCGCUUCACGUCUUGUUGGCUGUUGUUGUUGUUGUUGUUGUUACAGUAUUUUGUGAAACGUAAACAUGACUGAAAUAAAUAAGUUCCUUUGAUUUAUUCUGCCGAGGAACCAACCAGAGUAACUUCUCUAGUCGGCUUGGACCCGCCUCCCCGCCGGGCCGAGGGACACUCUCGCGCAGGGGCUCAGCAUGGCCGGCCAGAGAAGUGGCUUGCGCUGCGCCGCCUCGCCGCUUGCUGCACGUGUGGUCGCCGCGCAGGGAACUGUGCCUAGCGUUGUAGUCAGGCUGCGUGCCGCGUGCCGCGCACCCUUCCGUGAACACAUUGGCUCGGUACUGUGCACACGAGACAAAUGACAUCCUUAAUUAGAGAAAAGUGCCACAAACCAAUAACCAAUGUGGAUUAUCACUGUCCUUGUGUGUUUGUUUCCUGUGGACACGCCAGAAACAACGAAAUUCUCCUAUAAAUGCCAGACAGGACACCAAUAAGCUAUACGAGAAGGAUGAGUGUUCCUUUAGGGGCGAAAGGACAGUGUCCAGGAAUGUCUCAUUAUAUACUCGUGAUACAUCAGUGUUAAUUAAUAUCUUCCUCUUUUUAGGUGUGGUUACUAGUUAUAUACCAUGUACACAUCAAGUAACCGAAAAAAUAUAUUUAUCAAGCAAUUCGCAAUACUAUUGUAUUGUGUAGGAAGAUUUCCUCCCAUAACGGCAUUUAUGAGAGUGGCAGAGCCGGGCAGGGCCGCCACCACCGCCGCCGGCACUCAGCCCUCGCUGUCCUCUUCCUCCCCGUCCCUGACCUCCACAUCCCCAGUCUUCCUGAUUGUUUGUUGCCAUUUAGACCAUCAGAGCGUCGGUAUGUGCAGGCUGUUGACCAGGGCUGAUCAAGCCCUGCAGAGAGGAAACGGAAUACUCGCAGCCCCGCCAGAGGGCCAGAGGCGGAGGCUCAGCGACCCUCUGCUGCACGUACAGCACCGUCAGAACAUUGAAAUACGCAGGAUUCUCUCUCUCUCUCUCUCUCUCUCUCUCUCUCUCUCUCUCUCUCUCUCUCUCUCUCUCUCUCUCUCU